Molecule: messenger RNA, 1686 nt
Organism: Notechis scutatus (mainland tiger snake)
Lineage: Eukaryota; Metazoa; Chordata; Lepidosauria; Squamata; Elapidae
Source: RefSeq, a predicted model, not a curated record
CUUGCCUCAAACCAUGGCUGGCCAGCACAACGAGACGGGAAAGGACGGGAGCUUUACCAGCGAGGACCUGGCGGCUGAAGCCAUGGCCGCAGACAUGGACUCCUGGGUGGUCUUUGACGCCCGCAAGACCCCCAAGGCUGAAUUUGAGGAAUGGCUCCAGACUUACCAGCCCUCCCGCGUCUCUCGCUAUGGCAACCCGGAAUGCAACACUGAGCCGGUGGGCUGGAUUGCCAUCUACGGCCCCAGCUUCUGUCCAGAGUCUGGUGAUGUCAUUGGGCUUCAGGAGGACUGGGAAUGCUUGCAGCUGAGUGGGCGCCACGUGACUUUCGAGUCCAUCAAGGAGCUGGCCCUUAACAGGCGUGUCCUGACCGGCAAGUGGCUGAUGCACCUGGACAGCGGCUUCAAAGUGGAUAACGCUUGGUACGGCAUCGCCCGGGCCGUCCUCGAAGGGCGUGUCGGGGUGGCCAAGGUGAGCCCCUGCUGCCCCGACUCAGAGCGCAAGCACGUGAUCUGCGUGUACACCGACGACUUCACCAACGAAGAAGAGGUGCUGGUGGCCGAUUCCGUGAUCCGGGCCACGGGGAUCAAGUGCCUCCUCUCCUACAAGCCCGAUGCUUACACCUACUUGGGUAUCUACCGCGACAACCGCUGGCACCUCUGCCCCACCAUUUACGAAAGCCGGUUCGAUUUGGAAUGCGUCCCUCGUCGCUCGCGUGUCCUCAACAAGGUGACCAACAGCGAAGUGACUUAAACUCCACUUCCAGGAGGCGUGACGCUCCCGGGGGAAACCACAUGAAGGCUGGGGGGGGGGGGCGACUACAAAUCCCACCCCUGCGGUGUUGACUCUUCUUUUCUCAGAGGAGGUAGAUUUGCCCAUUCUGCCUCCGUCAUGGGGCUCUUUGUGGUGGCCAAGCAGCUUUUUUGGUGACGCUACUCGAGUGGACGUCUGCAUUUAUCAUUUAAACCGCUAAAAACUAUGCGAACUGAUCGGCUUUGUAAAAGCCAAAGGAGCCCAACAGAUGAUCACUAGCGAUCCCCCACCUUUUUUCCCCCUUCUCUCAACAGAAUGGCUCGACUACAGCAGAAUGAUUUGCUGCUGUGUUUAGUUCCUGCCCAUCGAGGGGAGGGUUGGGGUUGAGGGGAGAUACCAGAAUCUGAAGGCAGCAUCGAAGAAAAGGGUGGAAAAAUUAGUUUUGAUGCAGGCGUGAAAUGAAAACGCCAGGGCAAAGAGGUAAGCUGUUUUUUCCUUUCCGGUCUUUUGCUCAGAAAGUCAUUGAAUUUUAUUUCUGUGGCUCUUGGCUGCGUUCGCCUGUAACGGGACUGAAAAUAAAAAGGCAUUCUCUUUCCGCCCCCAUUCCCAUUCCGUGAUGGUUUGCUUUCGGAGUUUGUAGAUGAAGCCAACUUUCAAAAAGCACCUUUGAGGGGAACCAAGGUUGCAAAAGGUUUGGGGAAGUCCUCAGCUCUUGGUGUCAGAAAGUGUCUCUUUGGCUGUUUCAGGAGCAGAGAGAACGAAGAGAGGCCCUACGGUUUUGCAAUCAGGAGACAUAAGUUUUCUUCUAAUGGGCUGAAAAGGGUAAAAACUGAACGCUGAACUGGAAAUUGGGUCUCUUUGACUAUCACACCUCUGCUAUAUUAAGUAGGUAGCUCUAGAGCAGGGUUUCACAACCAUGGCAACUUUUAAAAUGG